CAGUGUCUGGGUGUGGUGAGUGGAGGUGUGUGUCACAAGGUACAGACCGUUGUGUGUCACAAAACCCAUUGUGUGUCUGUGUGUGUCUUUCUCCACGUGGAUGGAUGUCUCUUCUUCGCUCUGCCCCAAGACACACCCCUGCCCCUCCUUAGUCUCGAAAGGGGGGGCUGGGGAGCCUCCCCCUACCCCGAGGCCUCCCCUGCCCCUCCCCGCCCUGCCUGGCCGUCACCACUCCCCAGAGGGCACAGGGCUCUGCUGUGCCUCAGAGAAAAAGUCCCGGAGCCAGCAGAGCAGGCUGACGACCUGCAAGCCACAGUGGCUGCCCUGUGCAUGCUGCGAGGUGGGGGACCCUGGGCAGGAAGCUGGCUGAGCCCCAAGACCCCGGGGGACAUGGGCGGGGAUCUGGUGCUUGGCCUGGGGGCCCUGAGGCGCCGAAAGCACUUGCUGGAGCAGGAGAAGUCUCUGGCCGGCUGGGCACUGGCGCUGGCGGGAAUUGGCAUCGGACUCAUGGUGCUGCAUGCAGAGAUGCUGUGGUUCGGGGGGUGCUCGUGGGCGCUCUACCUGUUCCUGGUUAAAUGCAUUAUCAGCAUUUCCACCUUCUUACUCCUCUGCCUCAUCGUGGCCUUUCACGCCAAAGAGGUCCAGCUGUUCAUGACCGACAACGGGCUGCGGGACUGGCGCGUGGCGCUGACCGGGCGGCAGGCGGCGCAGAUCCUGCUGGAGCUGGCGGUGUGCGGGCUGCACCCGGCGCCUGUGGGGGGCCCGCCGUGCGCACAGGGUUCAGGGUCGCCGCUGACCUCGUUGCAGCCCUGGCCGGGAUUCCUGAGCCAGGGGGAAGCGCUGCUGUCGCUGGCCAUGCUGCUGCGCCUCUACCUGGUGCCCCGCGCCGUGCUCCUGCGCAGCGGCGUCCUGCUCAACGCCUCCUACCGCAGCAUCGGCGCGCUCAACCAGGUCCGCUUCCGCCACUGGUUCGUGGCCAAGCUUUACAUGAACACGCACCCCGGCCGCCUGCUGCUCGGCCUCACGCUCGGCCUCUGGCUGACCACCGCCUGGGUGCUGUCCGUGGCUGAAAGGCAGGCCGUUAACGCCACCGGGCACCUCUCCGACACACUGUGGCUGAUCCCCAUCACAUUCCUGACCAUUGGCUAUGGUGACGUGGUGCCGGGCACCAUAUGGGGCAAGAUCGUCUGCCUCUGCACUGGAGUCAUGGGGGUCUGCUGCACAGCACUGCUGGUGGCCGUGGUGGCCCGGAAGCUGGAGUUCAACAAGGCGGAGAAACAUGUUCACAACUUCAUGAUGGAUAUCCAGUAUGCCAAAGAGAUGAAGGAGUCCGCUGCUCGAGUGCUGCAAGAAGCCUGGAGAUUCUACAAACAUACUCGCAGGAAGGAGUCCCGAGCUGCCCGCAGGCAUCAGCGCAGGCUGCUGGCUGCCAUCAGCGCGUUCCGCCAGGUGCGGCUGAAACACAGGAAGCUCCGGGAACAAGUGAACUCCAUGGUGGACAUCUCCAAGAUGCACAUGAUCCUGUAUGACCUGCAGCUGAAUCUGAGCAGCUCACACCGGGCCCUGGAGAAACAGAUUGACACGCUGUCGGGGAAGCUGGAUGCCGUGACCGAGCUGCUUAGCACAGCCCUGGGGCCGCGGCAGCUUCCAGAACCCAGCCAGGAGGCCACGUAGCUGGACCCAGGGAGGAGGAACAGGCUACUUUCCCCAGGACUGAGGUGAUGGACACCCUCUCUGCCACUCCUGACCCAGCCCUGAACAAAGCACCUCAAGUGCAGAAAGCAAAGGGGGCCCGUGGCUUGGAGUGGGUUGGCUCGCUGACGGCUGCUGGAGGGGACGCUGGCUGAAGUGGGGGGGGCCCUGGCCCACCUGAGACCACAAGGUGGGAACAUGGUCACCGCCACUCUGCAUACCCUCAUUCAAAAACACUGUCACUGUGCUGCUAUGGACGACCUCCGACUCUCGGUUACAAGUGGAGGUGCCCUGGAGGCCGGACUCCUGGGUCUCUGGGGAAGAGGGCCCUGGGGGCCCGGAUCCAGGAUUCUGGGAGGCUUCAGUUACCGCUGGCCGAGCUGAAGCACUGGGUAUGAGGCUGGGGUGGGACAGGAGGUGGCACACCCUGGCGGAAGAACAAAGAGGACACCAUUUUCCCAGAGCUGCAGAGAACAGCUGGUGGGGGAGGAAGAAGUGUAACUCACCAGCCUCUGCUCUUAUCUUUGUAAUAAAUGUUAAACAAAGCCAGAA
This is a messenger RNA of Saimiri boliviensis boliviensis (Bolivian squirrel monkey), 2244 nucleotides long. It is a transcript of the gene KCNN4, whose product is annotated as potassium calcium-activated channel subfamily N member 4. Gene Ontology annotation, molecular function: small conductance calcium-activated potassium channel activity; calmodulin binding. NCBI's taxonomy places the organism in Eukaryota, Metazoa, Chordata, Mammalia, Primates, Cebidae. Gene Ontology annotation, biological process: potassium ion transport. The record is from RefSeq and is a predicted model, not a curated record. Gene Ontology annotation, cellular component: membrane.